This is a messenger RNA of Megalops cyprinoides (Indo-Pacific tarpon), 4441 nucleotides long. RefSeq names its product SH3 domain-containing protein 19-like. The coding region runs from base 196 to 3597 and encodes 1133 amino acids. The record is from RefSeq and is a predicted model, not a curated record. Gene Ontology annotation, molecular function: protein binding. Gene Ontology annotation, cellular component: ESCRT-0 complex. Gene Ontology annotation, biological process: protein transport to vacuole involved in ubiquitin-dependent protein catabolic process via the multivesicular body sorting pathway. Lineage: Eukaryota; Metazoa; Chordata; Actinopteri; Elopiformes; Megalopidae. The transcript is spliced from 20 exons.
GCGCUUCCUGUAGACGUCGGGAUGUUUGGGAACCCGCUGUAAGGUAGUUAGCUAGCCAGCUACAGCCUUGUAUUUUUUAACGCUGGAGUUAUUUUUCUUGCUAAUUAAGUGGAUUACUCGCAUGUGAAGUUACAGACACAGCUAGCUGAUAAGUUAUGCGGAGUUGUACUUUAACCAACUUGGGGGCACUUCUGCAUGCAAAGCGUUUCCACGGCAAUUGGGAACGAAAGUGAGAGGGGGGCUGUUAGCCGCGUUUUGGACUUUUCCCUUAAAAAGACCUUCCACCGUGCUUUUUCUCCUUCCCUGAUGGCUGAAGCCAGGAUUGAUGAAGAGGAGGAAGAGUUGCGCGAGUUGCGGGACCCCGGCGUCAGGCGGAACCUGAGGCAGUCGAACCCAGCCGCAGAUCGCUCUGAGAGGAACAAGCCGGAGCAUCGGCAGUCCAGUCAAGGACCUCUUUCUUCUAUAAGAGCUGCCAUCAAGAGAACCUCAACAAGAUCAAAUUCCCAAAGCGAUAAUCAAAGAGACAGAAGGAGGCCGGAGAUAACCAUCUUGUCAGCAGAACCGCUGGCAACAAAUGCUUGGUUCCCAGGGGCUUCUGGGGGAUUUCCGCCUCCCCCGCCUCCAUCUGAACACAUCUGGGGAGGGAGCAUCCCUGCUGUUGCUCAGCCGCCGCCCUCCUAUGACCAGGUGAUCAGAGAGAAGACACAGGAGCAGGGCCCCCCGCCAGCCGCCACCCCCAGACGCUCCACCACCACCAUCGCCACGCAGACAGAAUUCCCAUCCCCGCCCGAGACGCCCACCUCACACCGCAGUGUAACUUCACAGGGCAGUGACAAAAAAGGAUCUGUCGCCAAAAGACCCCCCAAGCCACCAAGGCCGGCCUUUCCUUCCAAACCACUGCCAAGUGAAUCAGCAGCAAGUACAGUGGAUUGUCUCCUGGAUCUGGGAGAGUCCCCAGUUUUCCCCGCUAAGGAGCUCACAGAGACAAACAGUUGCACAGCUGAAGCCAUAAAUAGCCCACUUGAUACCAGCUGCAAAUUCCUGGCCAGCCCCUUAACAUCUGGGCCUGAUCUGCAAACAGGCCUCUCUGAACCCUCCCUCAUCUCCUUAGAUUUUCCCCCCGGCCGGACUGCGGAGUCCACUCCAUCCCCCGAUUCAAAACCUACAGCUGCCUGUCCGUCCCAGGAAGAUCCCAGACGCCCGAGACCACGCCCCCGCUCCAGGCCCCACGCGCAGCCCCUCACCAGAGAGGUCAAGGUUCAGACUCUGGUCAGGUUGAGAGACGAUGGAGAGAGCGCUCAGGUGAUCCAGAGCCCUGGGGAGGGUUCCUCCAGUAAGUAUCUGCAGGAGCUCCUGGAGGUUUUCGGCUCGGACGACCAGUGUUUUCUGAGUAGUCCGAUCGGUCCGAGCGACCCGAACGAGCAGAGCAACCGGAGCGAUCAGAGCGACUGCGACGAUCAGAGCGACCGCAGCUAUCAGAGCGACAACAGCGACCAAAGUGAAGAGGACAGCAUGAGCACCCUGCGUACAAAGAUCCAGGCCUUCGAGAAGCAGGCCAGCUCUGGCAGCGGGGACGAGGACCCCCCUAAGAGGCCCGAACCACGCCCUCGCGCUCAACCCCCCAGGCCUCCAGCGGUGGCCACAAAGCCGUCGGUCCCCGCCAAACCGUCCCUUGCCCCACGGCCUUCAAACAAGGGCUUCUGGGAGAAGGGCCCGGCUUCGGGGCCAAGGCCCGAAACGAACAACCAUAAAGAGGUUAACUGUGCCCCUACCCCCGCCCCGAGGCCCCUCCUCCCCAAAAAGUCUGCUGCAGAAAGUGAUAACAAGGAUGCGCCGGUAACACGCCAGCGCCCACCGCGACCCUCCAUAGCUGUGCGGGCCAAAAACCCCACUGUCCGGGACGAGGGCAGUGCCGUUGUCCUCCCCGCCCCCCCAGUGCCGGCCAAACCCUCAGCCAACCUGAUCGACCUCAACAGCCAAACCCCAGCCGCCCCGCCCCCGGCGAUAACCCCAGACUGUGAGAGCAAAAAAACUGCAUCAGACGAUGUUCCGGCCAAACGCGGCAGCAACCCGGAUCGGCCGAGCGUUCCUCAGAAGCCGACGGUGAUCCGAGUUCCGAGCAGAACUGGCAAAUUGUGUGAGGAUGACUCUGCGGACCCUGUUCCGCCUCUUCCAGUGCAGAAGCCAGUGGGUGGGCUGCCUCCUCCUGUUGCCCAGAAGCCCAGCCCGACCUCCAAACCCACACCUCAGCCCUCAACACAGGAAUCCACUAACGUUGAGAAGCUUGGCAGCUCCUUACCAGAGAAGUCACUUCCUCCUCGGCCUAGUGGGGGUAAGGUGCUCCCCCCUCGCCCCCCACCAGCUAAAGGAGCCCCGGCAAGGCCACCCCCGCCCCAGACUGCAGGACCCAAGCGCCCACAGAGCCAGGGGUCCCCGAAAAAAGGACCCGCCCUCCCUCCCAGGCCCAGCCCAGGACACCCCCUCUAUGGCAGAUAUACGAAGAAAAACGAGGCCCUUAAGCCUCCUGAGAAAACGGAGAGCAGUAACCUUGAAUGUCAGUUAGUAGACAUCCAAAGUCGACCGCAGAAGCCCCCCGUGAAGGUCGUCGCUCCCCUUGUGGAUGUCGCCAGCAGCUCAGAGCCUCAGGCUCCUGGUCCCAAACAGGCUCAGAGAGAGAGCUGUGGGCUGCAGGCGCAGGUGCUACACGAUUUCACUCCAGAGGGUCCUGAUGAGCUGGCCCUCAGGGCGGGAGACACGGUGUCCAUGGUGGAGCGGGUGGACGGCGAAUGGUACCGUGGGACCUGCAGGGGCUCCUCCGGCAUCUUCCCCGUCAAUCAUGUUAAAGUACUGUCAAACAGUCCUGCUCCAACCCUCAAAAAGGAAGCUGGUCCAGUGGCUGCACCCAUCAGCGGCCCGAGAUGUGUCGCGCGUUUCGACUUCGACAACGAGCACGGCGACGAGCUGCCAUUCUCUGAGGGCACCGUGAUCAGGCUGAAGGAGUACCUGGACCAGGAGUGGGCCCGGGGCGACAUCGACGGCCGCAGCGGCAUCUUCCCCCUCAACUUCGUGGAGGUCGUGGAGGACCUGCCAGCCCCGCUGGUGCCACCACAGCCUGUUCACAAGAACACUGAGCUGCCUGGCUCGGCUUCUUCCCCUCCGAACCAAGAGAAAGACGCCAAACCCAGUCAGAGAGGGCCUGAAGGGGAGGAGUGGGCCACCGCUCUCUACGACUUCACCGCCCAGACGGACGAGGACCUCUCCUUCCAGCAGGGGGCGCGCAUCCUAAUCAUGGAGCACGUGGACUCCGAGUGGUGCUGCGGGAGGCUGAACGACAAGGAGGGCCUCUUCCCUAAGGCUUUCGUGCAGAUCUGUACAGCUCAGGUGGAGGAGAAGCAGCCCCCCAGUGUGCCUGACGGGAGAGGAAGAGCCAGAGCCUUAUUCAGCUUCACCUCCGAGUGCGAGGAAGAGCUGUCAGUCAAGGUUGGGGACAUUAUCACAAAUCUGGAAUCCAUAGAUGAGGAAUGGUUCUUUGGGGAACUGAAUGGGAGACGCGGCUUGAUCCCCAAAAACUACGUCCAGGUGCUGCAAGACUCGUAAAGGAGCAUUACUGACACGAGCAGCCCCAAAAAGGCCUCAGACAGUCAGGCGCAUGUGGAGGAUGUUUUCUUAUUUUGGAUUCCCGGGAGUCAGGAUCACGGAAAUAAAGACCGAAAUGGAGGUGUGUCACGGACUUUUUGUAAUGAAAUGUAGGAGGACGAUCAUGUUGCCACUUGGACUGAAUGGUCAUGUCUCCAGAAAGGCCUUUUGCCCGAGGUUCAGCAUUUCUCUGUCUUGACAGUAAAUUUGGAUUCUACAUUCCGUUUAUGAAUAACUGGAGGACACUGUAUGUGCUGUUGCUUUCAAGAGACCCAGUAUGUUUACAGACCUAUUUAUAGAUAUUAAAGGUAUCUGCAGUUAAAAUAGUUUGUGGUACACAGUAUAACAUAUCCUUGAAUAUGAUGUAGGAUACUUGGCGAUGGCAGAUGCAUUCUCUAUAUAGAAAUGCAUUUUAUUUGUAGCGAAGAGCCUUCACCUUGCAUGUCAAACAUGAAGUGCCUUUUGACAAAUCACCAAUGAAAUGGCCUUACAUGACCGCUACCAUGUGACAUGGGAUUCAUACGCUGAGAGUAAUACCGCAGUAUGCAUUAAGUGCUCUCAGUGGCUUAAAUGUGAAUUUCACACUAUUAGUGCAUUUUGAAUUGGAAUUCAUUCACUUUUAUGUGUACCAUUUCACAAACAUAAGUUAUUUCUGAUUUUUUUUUUCCAUCUGUGUGCAAUGCAAUGUCACUUAAUGUUGUAACCUGUUAAAACUUCUCAUCGCAUGUCCUAAACAAAUUGUUCACCUUUGUUCUAGCGCCACCCUGUGGCUGAUACUGUUCAGACAGCGUGCGGCACUUCACGU